AAUUUUUAGAAUUUUUGUAGUAUAAUUUCAGAAUUAAAAUUACAAGCACCUAAAAAUAUUAAUAAAAAAUGAAGAAAUUUUUUUUUAUCAAAAUAUGGAUUUUCACAUACCUCGCGAUCAUAACCGCAGAACUUUCCAACACUAUGGACAAAUUGAUUCUUAACCCAAAUAGUCCCGAUGUUAAAUAUUUCGCCGAAAGAGCCUGGUACGAUCUUGAUUUGAGGGGGGAAUGUAAAACAAUGGUAGAAAACUGCCUAAAAGCGGACUCCAAGCUCGUACGAAGAGUGGAACUUUUUUAUCAAUACAGUAACGUCUACAAAGCCCAGGUGGAGAUAGUUGAUGAAGAGAGGCGGUACAUUAUUUUAGUAGGUUAUAUUGUGCAGGUGAAGAAGAAAAUUAAAUAUACGCCGAUUUCGAUGUCCGUUUCGGUAGAGUAUAAAUGUAUUGUAUAUGUUCACACGGAGGAAAGCAACCCGAUACAAUUGCAAUGUUUCGUAAAUGGUUAUACAUGGACAAAUCUGGAGCAAAGAAAUAAUGAAAUCGCGUACAAUCAAUACUACUAUGAUCGUCAACAAGAUGGCCGACCAGGUAACGGGGAAGUGACUGCUCCUUUUCUAUAGUAGAAAAUUUUUAGUACAAAGAAAAAAUAAAUAAACAAAUUUUAUUUAUGGUUAUGUAUAAUUCAAUUUGGCUAAUCGAUAAAAACUUAAAUAUUUCAUAACAAAGAAGAAUAUACACAUCGUUGAUGAUACUGCAAUACCGCGUUAGUAUAAAA
Molecule: messenger RNA, 775 nt
Organism: Cotesia glomerata
Lineage: Eukaryota; Metazoa; Arthropoda; Insecta; Hymenoptera; Braconidae
Exons: 2
Coding region: 69-620 (183 amino acids)
Source: RefSeq, a predicted model, not a curated record